Molecule: messenger RNA, 1913 nt
Organism: Myxocyprinus asiaticus (Chinese sucker)
Lineage: Eukaryota; Metazoa; Chordata; Actinopteri; Cypriniformes; Catostomidae
Product: ubiquitin-like-conjugating enzyme ATG3
Exons: 12
Coding region: 146-1099 (317 amino acids)
Biological process (GO): autophagy of mitochondrion; autophagosome assembly; nucleophagy
Cellular component (GO): cytosol; cytoplasmic ubiquitin ligase complex
Molecular function (GO): Atg8-family ligase activity
Source: RefSeq, a predicted model, not a curated record
AGUGACUGUCAGAUGAUUUAGGUCAUAUGGUGUUGCUCGAUACUGAAAGAAUCUUUAAACAGACUCUGUGUGUUGUGGUUUUGUAAAGUCAAAUACAUCUGAGUCACAAAGCAAAUUAAUCUGUGUUGGAGAGGCGUCUUCCAGCAUGCAGAACGUCAUAAACUCAGUGAAAGGCACUGCUCUGGGGGUGGCAGAGUUUUUAACGCCUGUUUUGAAGGAAUCCAAAUUUAAGGAAACUGGGGUUAUAACUCCAGAGGAGUUUGUGGCUGCAGGAGAUCACCUGGUCCAUCACUGCCCCACGUGGAAAUGGGCAUCUGGAGAAGAAGCAAAGGUGAAGCCUUAUUUGCCCAAAGACAAACAGUUUCUAUUAACCCGAAAUGUUCCAUGUUACAAGCGAUGUAAACAGAUGGAGUACUCUGAUGAACUGGAGGCCAUUAUAGAAGAGGAUGAUGGAGAUGGAGGCUGGGUCGAUACCUACCAUAACUCGGGCGUGACAGGGGUGACGGAAGCAGUUCGGGAAAUUGCAUUGGAUAAUAAGAACAAUAUGAUUAGGAACGUGCAGACAGGUGCAUGUGGAAAUGGUGAUGACGAUGAGGAUGAGGAAGAAGGAGAGGCAGCAGACAUGGAAGAAUAUGAAGAGAGUGGACUUUUGGAGACGGAUGAUGCCACACUUGACACAAGUAAAAUGGUUGAUUUAAGUAAAAACAAGGCAGAGGCUGGCGGUGAAGAUGCCAUUCUACAGACAAGAACUUAUGAUCUGUACAUCACAUAUGACAAAUAUUACCAGACACCAAGACUAUGGCUAUUUGGAUAUGAUGAGGACAGACAGCCUCUGACAGUUGAUCAGAUGUACGAAGACAUCAGCCAGGAUCACGUAAAGAAAACGGUCACUAUUGAAAACCACCCUCACCUUCCCCCACCCGCUAUGUGCUCUGUGCACCCAUGCAGACAUGCAGAAGUGAUGAAAAAGAUUAUUGAGACUGUGGCGGAAGGAGGAGGAGAACUUGGGGUUCAUAUGUAUCUUUUGAUUUUCUUGAAAUUUGUGCAAGCUGUCAUUCCUACAAUAGAAUAUGACUACACAAGACAUUUUACCAUGUAACGCAGCAUUUGGCCACCCAUUAUUCCAACAUGUUUUAGUGUUUUAUGAGAAGACGUUGUUACUGCGGCUGUAGUAACAAAAAUAAAACUUAAGGAGACACUAUCCUGAAACGAUGCUCCGAAUGUCUGAAGUUCUGUGAAAUGCCUGGCAGGGGAUUUGUACUGAUGGUUUAAAUGCUGUUCCCUCAACUAUUCUUCAGCUGAUCUCUGUAUUAGCCACUUGCUCUUAAUGCUGUCCUCAAACUAAAAGUGUUUUAUUUUAGAUUUACGUUUCAGAUAACUUGUGUGACACGCAACAAGCCAUUCUCUUGUUUUAACGGCAAAUAAUAAAUUGCUGUCAAAAUAUUUAGGUUCUUUUUAUGAUCAUUAUCACUCCUGGAGUGUGAGUUGAGUUUUGUAUGGUGUAAGAUGUCUUGACCUUGCCAGCUUGUCUUAAUACUUUUUUGUUGAAUGAUGAAUGUUAGGAUCACGGUCUAGGACACAGAACAAUGUUGUUGUUAAACUUAUUCACAAUCGCACAGUCUACAUCUGUAGAGUUGGUAAAUAACACAAUUAUUGUAUGUGUGGAUUUUAACUCCUCAAUCUCCUGUUGACUUAAUAUAAAAGAUAAGGGGAGGCUGUUAUGAAAAUUAAGUGGCUUAAUUGGUAUUAACAGGAUAAAAUAGUUGUUAAUGGUUACUACUAAUGGGAAUUAUGUGUAGUCGUUUAACAUCGUUGUCUGCCCAUAACAUCUUUGCAACAUUUGGAAGCUCUUAAUUGUAUGUCAUGUGCACAUACUAAGAUAUGUGAAUUUAAUAAUAAAACAUAUUUCAUAA